This is a messenger RNA of Bombina bombina (fire-bellied toad), 2628 nucleotides long. It is a transcript of the gene GPS2, whose product is annotated as G protein pathway suppressor 2. Gene Ontology annotation, biological process: regulation of transcription by RNA polymerase II. NCBI's taxonomy places the organism in Eukaryota, Metazoa, Chordata, Amphibia, Anura, Bombinatoridae. The transcript is spliced from 12 exons. The record is from RefSeq and is a predicted model, not a curated record. The coding region runs from base 47 to 1243 and encodes 398 amino acids. Gene Ontology annotation, cellular component: transcription regulator complex. Gene Ontology annotation, molecular function: transcription coregulator activity.
AGGCAGAACAUGCUGUGAUCUGAGAUGUCAUCGCAGAAAAUGCAGCAUGUCUGCAGAAAGAACAGAACAUAUGCAGGAACUGUUAGCGCUUUCGCUUUGCAGUGCUGCUCCACAUCAGGCUGUUCAAACAGCACUGUGCUCUGGCAGCACUAUUUCUUUGCUUGUCACAAUGCCUGCUCUACUGGAGAGACCGAAGCUGUCUAACACGAUGGCAAGAGCACUUCAUAGACAUGUAAUGAUGGAGCGAGAGCGCAAAAGACAGGAGGAAGAGGAGGUGGAUAAGAUGAUGGAACAGAAGAUGAGAGAUGAGCAAGAGAGGAGGAGGAAGAAAGAGAUGGAGGAAAGGAUGUCUUUGGAGGAGACUCGAGAACAGAUCAUGAAGCUCCAAGAGAAAUUAAACUCUUUACAAGAAGAGAAGCACCAGUUAUUCUUACAGCUGAAGAAAGUUCUGCACGAGGAAGAGAAGAGGAGAAGGAAGGAGCAAAGUGACCACACAACCUUGACACCAGCUGCCUAUCAGCAGGGGAUGAUCAUGCACACAGGAGCCCAUCUCAUUAAUAUGCAAGGUAGUCCUGGAGGUCACUCUCGGCACAGCUCUCUUAUGGCAGACCGGGCCAAGCAGAUGUUUGGACCACAAGUUAUAACUGGUCGUCAUUAUUCUUCUCAGCCAUCAUUUAGUCCAAGUGCAGCAGAGCAUGGUCAAUACCAAAGCAGCCAAUCUGGUCACAGUCCCUACACUGUCAGCCAGUCACAACAUAGUUUUGGAGCGAGUCAAGCUGGUCCUGUCAACUAUGCUGGGAAUCAGCCAAUAAGAGGGCCUUCAGCAUUCCAGCCUAUGCAAUAUCUCUCUCACCAACAGCCAGGAUAUACAGUUCAUGGUCAUUAUACUGGAGGUCACGCAGGAUUCAUUCCCCCAAGCAGUGGAAUUCCCCUCCAGAAACAGCUUGAGCAUGCAAACCAACAGUCUGGAUUCACUGAUUCUUCCACCCUUCGUCCCAUGCACCCGCAGGCUCUUCACCCAGCACAGACUCUGCUUCCUGCUCCUCAGAUAGCGGUCCCCAUGCAGCCAUCUAAGUCUGCCUUGUCUUACACCCACCCUUCACGCUCUGCUUCCCCUGGAGGAUAUCCCCAUGGAACUCCCCCUCAGCAACCUCAUACGUCUGGGUUUCAGGCUUCCCCUCAGCAGACUCCUCGUCUUCCUUUCAUGCAGCACAGUCAAAACCAACGCUUCUACCACAAAUAAGCUCCAGUCAAUCAGCACUGAAAUACCAACGUUUUAUUGUGACCUUAGUCUCUAAUGUGAGAGAAGAUUGCAUUCACCUUGGCUGCUGCUUCCAUUCCACACUCUUCAUUUCUCUCUUGUUGCUCAUGCUUCUUUCCUGGGCUAUUUUUCCACAUUUUCUUCUGUUCUUUACACCACUUCCCGUUAUUUAAUGCUCCUUCUCUUUUACAUAAAAUAAAGUGCUUGUAUCCAAGUGUUCUUUGUUGCAAGUUUAUGAAGAAUAUAUUUCUUUACUUUACUAUAAAUCACUCAGUAGCUUGACUUGGUUUAGGAAGAAGAUCAUAUUAGCCUUCCCAUGGUGCAAAAAAAAACACAUUUUCUGUACAAAUAAAACCUUUAAUAAAAUAUAUAUAUAUAUAAACUAGGUGCUGCUGCGAACAUUAUAAUCAAUGGAAGCACUCAGGAUUUGUAAACAUGUGAAAACAAAAUUUAUUGACUUUUCAGGGAAAUAAAUUUAAAGGGAUACUAAACCCAAUUUUUUUCUUUCAUUAUUCAGAUAGAGCAUGCAAUUUUAAGCAACUAAUUCACUCCUAUUAUCAAUUUUUCUUUGUUCUCUUGCUAUCUUUAUUUGAAAAAAAAGGCAGCUAAGGAGCCAGACAAUUGGUUCAGAACAGUGGACAGUACUUGUUUAUUGGUGGUUGCAUUUAGCCACCAAUCAGCAAGCACAACCCAGGUUGUGAACCAAAAAUGGGCCGGCUUCUAAACUUAAAGGGGCAAUAAACCUAGCAAAUAUUGUUAUAUAAUUCUGCACACAGUGGUCUGGUAGCGGGAGCGAGCUACAUUGAGUUUAAUUGCGAGAUCGGGCUGGCUGUGAUUAGACAGCGUGCCACGAUGCGCUUAGGAGAAAAAACAGACCUGCUCAGUAGAACCAGGAGCGGCGUUCUGUUUUUGUAGUAAAAUAUCCCUCUAACCCUUUGCUUUAGAAAGCUCGCGCUAAGCUAAUGUUAUAUAAUUCUGCAGAAUUAUAUAACAUUAUUUGCUAGGUUUACUGUCCCUUUAACAUUCUUGCUUUUCAAAUAAAGAUAGCAAGAGAAUGAAGAAAACAUUAUAAUAGGAGUAAAUUAGAAAGUUGCUUAAAAUUGCAUGCUGUAUCUGAAUCAUGAUAGAAAAAAAUUGGGUUCAGUGUCCCUUUAAGCCCUUCAGGACAGAGGCAAUUUUUUCAAGUUCUGAACGUAAACAAAAAUCUAGAAUUUGAGCUAUAUGUUUGUUUAACCACAAUUUACCUUUCACAUUAAGUGCACCCACUUAUUAUAUAUUGUUUUUUAGAUGACAAAUAAGGCUUUCUUUUAACAUCAAAUAUUUAUAUAUAAACUAUUUUAUAUGAAUAAAAUCUGUGAAAAAUUAAA